CUAGUGCAUUUCAACUAUGGAUAUGGUUUCUUAUCCCCAACAAUCUUACCUCCCUUUUCCAACUCCUACUAUCUCCAUCACACACUCAAACCUCCAAUGACAGCCCUCCCCUCUCUCUCCCGCCUCAAACUCACCCCUCCACCGCUCUCCACCACCAAUGCCGCCGCUCUCCCACUAUCCUUUCCCCUCCAACCCCAUCUUCCCCUCUCACUCAGAACCUCCACCACCUUCUCACUCUCCGCCACCCUCGAGAGCCGCCAGCCCGCCCCCUCGCCGCCCAAUCAAGAAUUCUCUGACUAUGAUGAAGACGAGACCUACGGCGAAGUCAGCCGGAUCAUCGGCAGCCGAGCCCUCCCGGGCGGGCGUGGGAUGGAGUACCUGAUCGAGUGGAAAGACGAGCACGCCCCGACGUGGGUCCCCUCCGACUUCAUCGCCCGGGACGUGGUGGCGGAGUACGAGACGCCGUGGUGGAACGCCGCCAAGAAGGCCGAUGAGGCCGCCCUCGGCCAGCUGAUAGCCUCCGGCGACGGGAGGGACGUGGACGCCGUCGACGCCGACGGUCGCACCGCCCUCCUCUUCGUGGCCGGCCUCGGCUCCGAGGCGUGCGUGCGCCUGCUGGCCGAGGCCGACGCGGACGUGGACUACCGUGACGUCAGCGGAGGCCUCACGGCGCUCCACAUGUCCGCGGGCUACGUGAAGCCGGGCGUGGCGAAGCUGCUGGUGGAGUGCGGGGCGGACGUGGAGGCGGUGGAUGAUCGGGGGCGGACGGCGCUGCAGCUGGCGCGGGAGAUAUUGAAGUCGACGCCGCAGUUGCAGUUCGCUCGGAGGAUGGGGCUGGAGAGCGUGGUGGGGGUGCUGGAGGGGGCUGCGUACGAGUUCGCGGAGGUGGAGGAGGUGGUGGAGAGGAGGGGGAAAGGGGAGAAUGAGGAGUAUCUGGUGAGGUGGAAGGAUGGAGGGGAGAAUGAGUGGGUGAAGAAGAGGUAUGUGGCGGAGGAUUUGGUGGCGGAUUUUGAGGCGGGGCUUGAGUAUGCGGUGGCGGAGGGGGUGGUGGAGCGGCGGGAGGGGGAGGAAGGGAAGGUUGAGUAUUUGGUGAAGUGGGCGGAUAUUGAGGAGCCUACUUGGGAGCCUCAAGAAAAUGUUGAUCCUGAUUUGAUCAAGGCGUUUGAACAACUGUAGAUCCAUUUCUAGACAUCUGUGGACUGGAGCUGGAACCAACUGCAACAACAAUGUUGUAGGAUCUUCAUCCUAUGUUCCCAACACCUUUGCGAUGACAUCGUUGUCAAGGGUCAUGCCUCAAGCUGAGAAACUCGAAAAUUUCAUAGAUUCAGACUUCUAACAUUAGAAAAAAAAAGAUUUUCUAUCCAAUUAAGUUUUAUGUUUCCAACUUCCCAGAUUAGGGAUACACUUGUGUGUUGGAGGAAGAGAUGGACUUAACUCUUGUAUUGUCUUUGACAUGUGGAGUCAAGAGCUAUGUUUUGAUGAGAAUGCUACAACUAUUCUGUUUUA
Molecule: messenger RNA, 1506 nt
Organism: Salvia splendens (bonfire salvia)
Lineage: Eukaryota; Viridiplantae; Streptophyta; Magnoliopsida; Lamiales; Lamiaceae
Product: signal recognition particle 43 kDa protein, chloroplastic-like
Exons: 2
Coding region: 97-1176 (359 amino acids)
Molecular function (GO): protein binding
Source: RefSeq, a predicted model, not a curated record